UUAGAGAUUUGUUCACGGAUUUCUGUUGAAUUUUCCUUAUAAGGUUAUUAUAUUAUCAAAUAGAAACAACUGAAACAGCCAAGCUGGGUUACAUUAUGGGACAUGCUCAUGAUGGCAUCAUAUUUAAGUGACGUUUUUGAAGCACGGUAGUGACUUUUGGAAAAGGCUCAACACAUUUUAAUGAGAUGUGCAAACUCAUCAUUACGAUAUACUAGGAGAAAUGCUUUGACAGACGAAGUGGGAACAACUGGGAGAGUGAGUGAUGGAGAGUCAGGAACAGGGGCAUACGAGUUGGGUUUUCCAGGUUGUGGAGGUGUUUCCGGGUGGAAGAGAAGGAGGGACCGAGCGGAGAGCCCUAAGUCCUGAAGACAACUGGGAAGAAGUUCUCACAGAUGCUGCUUCUCCUCUGGCUCAGAUCAUGUCUACCAUGAACGAAGCAGCCCACCAGCUGUCCAGAAGUGGGACGAGCCUCUAUGCAGUGCUGGAGCUUAAGAAGGGUGCCUCACCUGGAGACAUCAAAAAAUCCUACAGCCAUUCUCCAUUGCUUCCCCACCCUCCUUUUGGGUAUCGCCUGGGUAGGAAACUGGCCUUGCAGUAUCAUCCCGACAAGAAUCCAGGGAAUGCUCAAGCAGCAGAAAUAUUCAAAGAGAUCAACGCAGCUCAUGCCAUACUGAGCGACUCUAAGAAGCGGAAAAUUUACGACCAGCAUGGCUCAUUGGGAAUGUAUCUGUAUGAUCACGUUGGUGAAGAAGGCGUCAGAUACUAUUUUAUUCUGAAUAGUUGUUGGUUCAAGACACUUGUCAUCCUGUGUACUCUGCUCACUUGUUGCUGUUUCUGUUGUUGCUGCUGUUUUUGCUGUGGAGCACUUAAACCACCACCUGAGCAGGGUAGUGGGAAAAAAUAUCAGCAGAAUGUCCAGAGUCAGCCUCCAAGGUCAGGAGCCAAACGUGAUUUUAGAAGCGAGGAAAAUAGCGAAGAUGAUUUUUAAGAGAUGAAGAAGGAUGAGAUAUGUAAACCGAAAGGCAGCAAUAGUUAUCAGAUAAGAAAAGCAUGUGCUGACCCAGUGAGGGUGCCUUCUGCUGCCCAGUCCCCUGGACACAUUGAAGAGAGGAGCAAGUAGCCCUGUCCUGACACUGACCCUGAUUUGACCCCUCUUCUUAUAAGAAUCUCAAGAAUCUCUUCAGAAGCAUUGAUGACGUUGGUCCCAGUAAGGCCAUCACCUCUGCCCUUGGUACCACAACUCUGUAUGGGGUUGCCCAGCUACUCUUCUUUUUAGCUGCAGUCCCAAUUUUACUCCGUCAGAAAGCAGCCCUCCCCUCCCUUCCCUUAUGAGGUCUCAGGCAGUGGUGGCAGAUUUUUCCUGAAGAGUUUUUUUCCUGUGUUUGCCUUGUUAUUGGAACCAAUGCCAGCUGGUAGGGUCCCUGAGCCCCUUGCGAUAUCACCACCAAGAGCCUGAUAACUGAGCAGGGUGGAUCCUGUCCCUGGAGCUGCUGCACCAGUUAAUUCUCCCUUGUUGCAACUCUGUGUACCAAGAACCCCUAGCAUCAGCCUCAUUCCUAAGCCAAUAACGCCUUUAUGGAGCUGGUCUCACCUUCUGGUGCCCACGGCCGUUGGCAUUGCCAGCCUCAUUCCAUGCCACUAUGAGUCAACUCAGGAAAACUGCGAGUGCAUUUGAGGCUUAGGGGUAGUCAUUCCAUCUUUAGAUUAUCCUUGGACUUCAGCUACCAGCACAGCAUGCAUUAGCCUUGGUCCUGUAGGUUAACUGAAGUUCAAACAUCAGUGCCAGCUUGCCUCCAUCCUUUUCACAUCUUAUGCAGGCCAAUUGACGUAUAAUUUGUUCUUAAAAAUAGGGGCAUGAAAUAUGUGAUCCGGAAAAGAUUGUACUUUCUGGA
Messenger RNA from Symphalangus syndactylus (siamang), 1892 nucleotides. RefSeq names its product DnaJ heat shock protein family (Hsp40) member C5 gamma (gene DNAJC5G). Lineage: Eukaryota; Metazoa; Chordata; Mammalia; Primates; Hylobatidae. The record is from RefSeq and is a predicted model, not a curated record.